Messenger RNA from Megalobrama amblycephala (Wuchang bream), 2048 nucleotides. RefSeq names its product aerolysin-like protein. The transcript is spliced from 2 exons. NCBI's taxonomy places the organism in Eukaryota, Metazoa, Chordata, Actinopteri, Cypriniformes, Xenocyprididae. The record is from RefSeq and is a predicted model, not a curated record. Bases 801 to 1748 code for a protein of 315 amino acids.
AAAAUGAUGAGGGGAACAAAAUAAAAAAUAAAAGAAAUACUAAGGAGGGAAGGGUGAAUUAACAAAUAAAAUAAAUGACAUGGAAGAAAAUUAAAUGACUAGAAAAAAAAUACUAGAAACAGGCAAGAUCCAUCUCUUCAUUCAAUCCAGUAGGGGUUAUUUGUUAUUUAUUUUAUUUUCCCCUAAUUUUUUAUUUUUUUGUAAUCACCAACAACCUAUUGAUUAAGCACAGCUGGCAAUUUGUAAUUGUGACUAUAGUAGAUUGGUGUUGCUUUUUGUUCCAUGAGCACUGAAGAAAGCGUUGACUCUUUUUCACUUUGCAGAUGUUAAAUUAAAGUAUUUUUAGUGAUAGACCCUUGUUUUGGUCUAAUUGUAUGUUUUUCAGUGUGUGGACAAUUUUGGCUAUUUGGUUGAUCUAACUUUUUUGAUUUACGCACGUGAGAAUGGACUGGUUAUCUUUUCUUUUUGAGCAGAUACAAUAUAUAUAUAUAUGUUUUGUGUAGGCUGUUAGUCAAAGGAAAUUGAAACCUUAAGUAAUUUUGAGCUAAAUUGUGUAUAUGUUAGUUUAUACUCUGUACACACCCUUAUAAUAAUGUAAUACUGAAUUUGCAUAUUUGCAAGAGGUGGGAGGAGCUGAUUACACUGACUCAGGGUGUGUUUUAGGUACUGCCUGUCCUCUUUUGGAGCUCUAUUUAGGCAGCAGCCUGACCAAACACAUCUCACUUUUCCAGCUUUGACCAGACCAGCUGCUCUUGAGAAGAAGUUCAGACUGCAGUCAUCCAUAUCAAUUUCAUUCAAAGAUGUCCUACCCAACAACUGUAGAGCAAAUUGGUGGACAAGGAGGUUUUCCAUUUUCAUUAACUGGUGAGAACAACGGUGCCAGUUUAGAGAAGAUCUGGGUUUGGGUUGGAGAAUGGCAGGUGAAGGCUGUCAAGGUUUGGCUUUCAGAUGGGAGAGCUGAAACCUUUGGAAAACCAGUUGGAGAUCAUCAAGAGUUCAAGUUCCAGCCUGGUGAGUGUUUCACCUCACUGUCCUUGUGGGGGAACAGAGAAGGAUCACGUCUUGGAGCUAUCAGAUUCACAACCAGUCUUCAGAGAGGAUUCUUUGCAAAGAUGACAAGCUCAGGUUUACAAAAAGAAUAUCCCAUGGAUGUCGGCUCUGGAUAUUGUUUGGGAGUUGUGGGAAGAGCUGGUGGUGACAUCGACUGCAUGGGAUUCAUGUUUAUCAAUGCAGUUAAAUCAGUAGUUCUCACCAAUGUCAACUAUCCCACUAUCAAUCAACUGAUACCAGAGGUGGCAGUAGAAGAAAUAAAAAAAGUCACUUACAUGAAUGACUCCUCCGUCACUCAAAAAAAAAAAGUUGAAUCCUCAAAGAAAAUAACCAACAAAUCUUCAUGGUCUUUGAGUGCAAGUUUGACAGCAACAUUUAGGGUGGAAGUGAAGGCUGGGAUUCCAGUGAUUGCACAAAAUACACUAGGAUACAGUGUUAGUGUUGGAAUUGAAGGCACUUACAGUCACGAGCAUUCAGAAGAGAAAACCAAAACUCUGUCUGUUGAUAUCAGUGUGCCACCCAGGAAGAAGGUGGAAGUUAACAUCACCAUUGGAAGAGCCAAAUUUGACCUGCCUUACACUGGCACAGUGAAGAUCACCUGCUUGAAUGGCAGUAUGUUAAAGUAUGAAACCAAGGGCACAUACAAAGGCGUCACUUACACUGAUAUCAAAGUGGAGACUAAGGAAUCUCCUCUGUAAUGUUAAGACAGAUUGCACAUGUAACACAAGUUCUUUGAUUACUUCUAAUUUUGUCAAUCAUGUAUCAAUUGUUUUACAUUUAGGCCAAAUUGUUUGGUGUUUUUUGGUGGUUGGGUGUUUCCCCUGUGUGUGUGCGUGUAUACACACAACAGUUGAUGUUUUCAAAUAGUCUUAUAUGAUACCAAUACACAAAUAUUCAUAUAGAUUCAUACUUUGUGUAAUCACUUUAAAAUAACCUCUAGAAACAGGUUCUGUAAUAAUGUUUUUUAAAUGAGAUUUAAUUAAAAAUAAAAUGAUUAA